AUGAACACAGAGAAGGACUUCUCCCCUUUGACACCCAACAUCGUGAGAGCGCUCAACGACAAACUUUACGAAAAGAGAAAAGUUGCCGCUUUAGAGAUUGAGAAGCUUGUGCGGGAGUUUGUUGCCCAGAAUAAUUCCACCCAGAUACGACAUAUCAUCCAGAUCCUGGCCUCUGAGUUUGCCCUGUCGCAGCACCCCCACAGCCGCAAGGGGGGGCUCAUCGCCCUGGCUGCCUGCUCCAUCGCCCUGGGGAAGGACUCGGGGCUGUACCUGAAGGAGCUGAUCGAGCCAGUCCUCACCUGCUUCAACGACUCGGACAGCCGCCUGCGUUACUACGCCUGCGAGGCGCUGUACAACAUCGUGAAGGUGGCUCGGGGCGCGGUGCUCCCCCACUUCAAUGUCCUCUUCGAUGGGCUGAGCAAGCUGGCUGCAGACCCAGACCCCAACGUGAAGAGUGGGUCUGAACUGCUGGAUCGACUUCUGAAGGACAUUGUGACAGAGCGCAACAAGUUUGACCUGGUGGCCUUUGUCCCCUUGCUGCGUGAGAGGAUCUACUCCAAUAACCAGUACGUUCGCCAGUUCAUCAUAUCCUGGGACACGCGCGCGCGCAACAUGAAGAAUUUCUGACUGGUGGUCGGUUCGCUCUUUCAAAUCCUGGUGCUGGAGUCGGUCCCUGAUAUCAACCUCCUGGACUACCUGCCAGAAAUCCUGGACGGACUCUUUCAGAUUUUGGGGAACAGCAGCAAGGAGAUCCGC
Messenger RNA from Conger conger (European conger), 756 nucleotides. RefSeq names its product protein VAC14 homolog. Gene Ontology annotation, biological process: phosphatidylinositol biosynthetic process; positive regulation of kinase activity. Gene Ontology annotation, cellular component: PAS complex; endosome membrane. The record is from RefSeq and is a predicted model, not a curated record. NCBI's taxonomy places the organism in Eukaryota, Metazoa, Chordata, Actinopteri, Anguilliformes, Congridae. The transcript is spliced from 6 exons. Bases 1 to 627 code for a protein of 208 amino acids.